CCCAAUUGGAAAAACUCGAUUUUCAUUUGCUGCCAUGCAGAGGCUCUUCUCUCAUCCGGCCUAGGCACCUUACUUUUCGCAACCUGAACAUCGCGGGACACGCCGCCGCCAGCUUCCUCUCAAUCUGGUCAAGAUGUCGCGGUCGCCGGUGGACGAAUAUGUGCAGAGGAUGCGGGCAAUGAUGCGCCAGAACCGAGGCGGGUUUCCCGGCGGUCGUCCGCCUCCCGGCGCUAUUACUGGUGUCGCCGCCAUCGCCCUGUUCGGUAGUGGGCUUUUCAUCCUGCAGAACUCGCUGUUCAACGUCGACGGCGGUCACAGGGCUAUAAAGUACCGGAGGAUUAACGGUGUGAGCAAGGAGAUCUAUACCGAAGGAACUCAUUUCAUGAUCCCUUGGUUCGAAACCCCGAUCACCUACGAUGUGCGAGCGAAGCCGCGGAACGUCUCCUCUCUUACCGGCACCAAGGACUUACAGAUGGUCAACAUCACCUGCCGCGUGCUAUCCCGGCCCGAAAUCAGCGCGCUUCCCCAGAUUUACCGGACGCUAGGGCAGGAUUACGAUGAGCGGGUAUUGCCUUCGAUCGUGAACGAGGUUCUCAAGAGCGUGGUAGCUCAGUUCAACGCGAGCCAGCUGAUAACCCAGCGAGAAAACGUCGCCAGAUUGGUCCGCGACAACCUAUCGAGGCGCGCUGCGCGAUUCAACAUCUUGCUAGACGAUGUCUCCCUCACGCACCUCGCUUUCUCUCCCGAGUUUACCGCCGCGGUGGAGGCGAAGCAGGUAGCGCAGCAGGAGGCGCAAAGAGCCGCCUUCAUCGUUGACAAGGCAAGGCAGGAGAAGCAAGCCAUGGUGGUCAAGGCGCAGGGUGAAGCGCGAUCGGCGGAACUCAUCGGAGACGCGAUAAAGAAGAACAAGGCCUACGUCGAGCUGAAGAAGAUCGAGAACGCGAGAGUCAUCGCCACGCAGCUGCAGGAAGCAGGCGGUAGGAACCGACUGCUGCUCGAGGCCGAGGGCCUGGGCCUGAAUGUUUUCUCGGAUGAUAGCAGCAGCAGCAGCAAUUCAUAAGCGCGAGGAGUUGAGAGGAACCCCAAAUCUCCACUGUACGCUGUACCAACGAGUAGGACGGUAAUGAAUGUAAAAUACUUAUUCCCAUGCUGAUGGUAUCGCGUGCUUGGUCUGGGUAGCAGGUGCAGGAUGCGCCUGGUAAGCGUGGAUAAGAAAGAAGCCUCUAUCUCGACACCCCGUGGCUGUCUCCGGAGUUUGGUCCUUCUGGAGCAGGAGGGCGUACGCAAGCAAGUCCAGUAUAGGGCAGCAGUUGUAGGGAAACAGACGCAACCGCUUGGAUCCGUCGCCCAAGUGUUUGUUGCCAGGACCUCGGUUGGCGGGGGAGGUGCCCAAGGUACCUGCCUUAGGUACCUCCUAAGGUAGGUACCUAGGUAGGUAGGUCUGUAGCGGGGUCCUCGAGCCCCGCCUUAGGUAAGGCAAGAUCGCCUAGAUGGUGCUCUUGCACUUACCCCACUAUACCUAAUCCACAGAGAGA
This is a messenger RNA of Durotheca rogersii, 1535 nucleotides long. Its product is annotated as band 7 family-domain-containing protein. Gene Ontology annotation, cellular component: mitochondrion; membrane. The transcript is spliced from 3 exons. NCBI's taxonomy places the organism in Eukaryota, Fungi, Ascomycota, Sordariomycetes, Xylariales, Xylariaceae. The record is from RefSeq and is a predicted model, not a curated record. Gene Ontology annotation, biological process: mitochondrion organization. The coding region runs from base 134 to 1060 and encodes 308 amino acids.